CUAUGCAUACAUGUGUUUGAAGUUGAAAAUCAGCGGGAUAUAUGACUGACUCAAAGUGGGCGGUCAAGUGUUGACAGAAAUCUUCCAAGCAUAUCAAAUACUGACUCCGUAAUAAGAAACCUUCUUUCCGAGCUCCCAUCAAUAAACGUUGUCGCCUUCCGGCGAUUUCUAUAGUGACUUGAGCAGCUUGGAGUGGAUUGAAGGGUUUCGUUAAUACUAACUUCCCUGGYUGAUUUAUAGUAAUUCUUUCACGUACGAUCGAGAGAAACCAUUCAUUCAGCAUUAUUCAUUAAUUUAAGACAAAAUAUCGUGUUAAUCUUUGAUCAAAGUGCUUCUCCUCUGUUUGAAYAGAGUUGUGUGACUUUUCAAAAGAGAUAUAAAUUGAAAACUCAAAACAAGGCAGAAGUCCUAAAAGAAGUGUAUAACAGUCUAGAAGGAGGUUGAAACCAAGACAAAAAUCUGUUUUGAAGAAAGAAAUCAGAAAUAUGGCAAUGGAUGACCAUUAUGUGAUUGUAACGUCUUGGAAUAUUCUUUGGUUUCUGCUUUCGGUAUCCUCACCCCUAGCAACUGUUGCCGGGAUACUGACACCCGAAUGGCUUAAAGGAUCAAUAGAAUUGGAAAGGCAAGCAACCAAUCAAACGCAAAUAUCAGAUGGAAUGAAAAUCCCUUCGCUGGGCAUAAUUAACUGGUGUAUUAAUAUUGCAACAUACGUUAACGGGAAAAGGGAAUUGCGAUGCAUGUAUUAUGGAGACAGUUUUGAUGAUAUUGCCUGCGGCGAGUGGAAGGCAUGUAUAAUUUUCCUGGUCAUCGGCACAGCUAUUUUAAGCGUCGUGGUAUUUAUGGCAUUUAUUGGAUUUUGUGUUCAGAGCAUUGGUCGUAAAUCAAUAUUCACAAUAGGAGGAUUAAUACAAGCUAUUGGAGGUCUUUUUCUGAUUGUUGGCCUGGUUUUGUACCCAGCUGGUUGGGGCAAUGAACGAGUUGAGCGUCUUUGUGCUAAAAGUUUCCAGACAAGCGGUGCAUUUGCAAUUAACGAAUGUUCUCUUGGCUGGGCUUUUUACGCAGCAUUAGGAGGAACCAUAGCUGCAUUCUUGUGCUCUGCCAUUGCAAUUCAAGCAGAAAAAUCAACAUCUAGUGAUAAAGUUCAAGACCAAAUCCUUGUGGGGAAGACUUGUAUUUGUCUUAUAUAGAACCAAAUAAACUUUGGAAAGAAUAAAGGAAAAAAUCCAUGAACUUUUGAAUGGAUAUUUCACAUGUAUUCUUGCACCAAUAUAGGAAGCAAACACUGUGAUAAACAACUGUUAGGAAUGAUGAACAACUGGCUGUGAAGUAUGGCACUUUACUCAUUUGAUAGUUCUUACAAAAUGCUAUUGCAACAUUUAUUGCCAAUUUUGGAGUUGAAACCGAUCAUGAGUAGCCUGUGUAGCACAUGCAGCUGAACAUAUAACCUGAUGCAUGAGUGCACUGGCUAGAUGAACGUUCGCUACUGGCUCAAAACAUGAAAAUGACCUGUGAAAAUGCUGUGAAAUUUCAAAAAUUCACAUAAAUUCUUAUCUACAGGUAUUUCACAUGAUUUUCACAUGUUCUCAUCCAGUAAUGAUUGACAUAGCAACAGUGCUGAUAGAGUUAUUACACAACAUUGGUUUCUUGAUGAAGUUCUGUUGAACUAGAACAUGGAAGCAACAUUUCACUGCAGUAGUGUGCUGCAUAUAUGCACAGACUCUAAUGUGUUACUUUAUUCAAGUAAAAAGAUGUUUACAAGAAAUCCCACUUGAGGGACAAUAAGUGAUAAACAAUUACAGUACAGUACUUUAGUUUAAAUGACCUCCAAGAGAUCUGUAGCUUAUUCACCAUUGGCUGAGAUGCUUUGUGAAGAUAAAUGUAGAUAAAAGAGAAUUGCAACCUUCCACAGCACAUUUUUGCUGCUAUAGGAAUGGAGCAAUUUAGACCUUUCCUGAAUUUACUUCAGUGACCAGGAAUCAAUGAUUCCAAGUUGAGGAUAGACUUGAUGUGUUCAUACAUUUACUGUAUUUUAUCAAGCUCAGUCUCUAAUUGCAGCAAUACACCUUUCCUGAAUUCACUUCAGUGACCAGGAAUCAAUGGUUCCAAGUUGAGGAUAGACUUGAUGUGUUCAUACAUUUACUGUAUUUUAUCAAGCUCAGCCUCUCGAAACAAUUAAUUCAUGGUUCACUCAAGUGAAUUCAUAAAAAUUAUAUUGCCAUGUAGUUUGAGUUCCACAACUAAAAUAGACAAGUCUGCCUUUUAUAAAUGUGGACACUUUUAUGAACAAUUAAUAUACCUUAUUGCUACAGAUUUAGAAUUGUUUUAGUCUUAAUACCUAGAGCUGUAGAUGAAUUGGUUAUUUCUUUAGCUUAUAACUUAGACUUUUUACUUUGGGCACAAUAUUUUCCCAUUUCAAACCAGAAAUUAGAGGUACAUCUUCGUGUAGAGGGCACAAUAUAGGACACUGUACGUAAUUCAAUAGAAACCUAUUGUAUUCUUUGUUAGCUUCAUUCUUCAGUAUACUUGGAGUCUUUUGUUGUGGCUUUCGUUGUGGCUUUCGUUGUGGCUAGACUGUGUCCUCUACAUAAAGUAAGAACCAAAAUUAGAACCAAAAAUGUUUAAGUGUGAGUUUUAUUAAUAGAGUUAUAUAAUUGGAGAAAGUCAUGGUACUCAAGGGCAUGGAGUUUUAAUGGGAAAGCCAUUGUGCUUGCUAAUUUUUAACAAUAAUAUUAACGAAUUCACAAUUUUAACGUGGAUGCAUGAAUAUGAUUAUAAACCAGAACACCAGAUUAAAAUUUUAAAAAUCAA
This is a messenger RNA of Actinia tenebrosa (Australian red waratah sea anemone), 2808 nucleotides long. Its product is annotated as LHFPL tetraspan subfamily member 2a protein. NCBI's taxonomy places the organism in Eukaryota, Metazoa, Cnidaria, Anthozoa, Actiniaria, Actiniidae. The record is from RefSeq and is a predicted model, not a curated record. Gene Ontology annotation, cellular component: membrane.